UCUGAUAUUGAUGGCCGCCAUUCUCAUUGUCACAAUUACAAAUUAAGACCCAAAAAUGAACGCAAAACGCUCAAACACAGUAGUCGUUGGAAGGAUUUCGUAAUUUCGAUUAAUACUGGUCGGAACCGGAGUUUAAAUAACGAAGAGCUUCAGUUCCCUCCCCCGCCAUAACUUUUUCUCCAAAAGCUGCAACAAUGGCGGUUACAGAUUUCUUCGUUGGAGAGAUAGUCACCGAGCUUCUCAAAAUGAUGGUACAACUUUCGUCAAAAUCAUGCCACUGUAAAGCGAUGGCAGCUCAAAUCGCCAAUUCGCUUCAGCAAAUUUUGCCGAUCAUCGAAGAGAUUAAGUACUCGGGGGUUGAAUUGCCCGCUCAUCGCCAAUCUCAGUUAGAUCGCUUCAGCGAGACUCUCAGGAAAGGCAUUGAGAUUACCGAGAAGGCUCUUCAAUGCAGCCGAUUGAACAUUUACAGAAACUUGCGGCUUGCGAGGAAGUUGGAGAAGCUCGAAAAGGAUAUAUGUCGCUUCAUUAACAGCACCUUGCCGGUGCAUAUACUGGCCGAUGUGCACCACAUGAGGUUCGAGACCACCGAGCGGUUCGACCGGCUUGAAGGAGUUUGGCUGGAAAGGCGACUCGAGUCGAUGAAGAUUAGGGCAGACGGUCCCGUAGAGCGAAGGUGGUGGGCUGAGGAGGCGUUUAUGAGGGCUCGGGAGGAGGAAAGGUUUGAGACUAAUUCGGUGAAUAUAGGAAUUGGGUUGCGUGUGGGCAUGAGAAAAUUGAAGGAGAUGGUGAUUGGAAGGGACGAUUUGACGGCGGUUGGGAUUAGUGGACUUGGGGGUUCGGGGAAGACAACUUUAGCCACAGAAUUCUGCAAUGAUCCUGAAGUUCGAAGACACUUCAAGGAGAAAAUUUUGGUCUUGACGGUGUCACAGUCCCCUGAUGUGGAGCAAAUGAGGAGAACUAUCUGGGGAUAUGUAAUGGGUAGCGACAGUGUCUAUUCUUACGAUCGGAUUGUACAUGGGAGGCCCGCAAAUUCAGCUCUUUUGGUUCUGGAUGAUGUGUGGUCAAUCUCAGUUCUUGAGAAGCUCAUCCCAAACAUAUCUGGCUGCAAAGCUCUAGUGGUUUCACGAUUCAAAUUCACUGAAGUUCUUAGAGCUACUUAUGAAGUAGAGUUAUUGAGGGAAAGUGAAGCGAUUGCUCUUUUUUGCCAUUAUGCUUUCGGACAACAGUCAAUUCCCCUGGCUGCUAACCAUAACUUGGUUAAACAGGUUGUGAAUGAAUGAAAAUGCCUGCCUCUAGCUCUUAAAGUAAUAGGAGCGUCUCUCAGAGAACAGAGUGAGAUGUUCUGGAAUAAUGCAAAGACUAGGUUGUCACGAGGCGAGACUAUUUGCGAGUCCCACGAGAACAAAUUGCUUCGAAGAAUGGCUAUUAGUAUGGAACAUCUCUCAAGUAAAGUGAGAGAAUGUUUCCUCGAUUUGGGAUGCUUUCCUGAAGACAAAAAGAUUCCUCUUGAUAUUCUCAUCAAUGUUUGGAAGGAGUUGCAUGAUCUUGACGAUGAAGAAGCUCUCGCUGUCCUUUUCGAGUUAUCUCAGAAGAAUCUCCUUACCCUGGUGAAAGAUGCACGUGGCGGUGACAUCUACAGCAGUUAUUACGAGAUGUAUGUCACUCAACACGAUGUCUUAAGGGACCUUGCUCUUCAUUUCAGUAGCCAGGAGAAUGUAAAUGACCGCAAGCGAUUACUGAUGUCAAAAAGUGAAAUGCAACUUCCAAAAGAAUGGUCAAGGAAAUCAGAUCAGCCGUUCAAUGCUCGACUGGUUUCAAUUCACACAGGUGAGAUGAAAGAAAUGGAUUGGACGCAGAUGAUAUUUCCUGAGGCUGAAGUGCUGAUUCUAAAUUUCUCUUCGAGUGGAUACUUCUUGCCACCGUUUCUUUGCAACAUGCCGAAGCUGAGAGCACUAGUUAUGCUAAAUAGCAAUGCAACACAUGCAACUAUCAGCAAUUUCUCAGUUUUUUCUAGUUUGAUCAACCUGAGAAGCAUCUGGCUGGAAAAGGUUUCCAUUGCGCAACUAUUCGAUGCUUGCGCCCCAUUUAAAAAUUUGAGGAAGAUAUCUCUUAUCUUCUGCAAGAUUAAGAACAGCCUCGACGAGUCAGCUGCAAACGUAUCCCAGAUCUUCCCGUUCCUUUUGGAACUCAAAAUCGAUCACUGCAACGAUUUGGUUAAGCUACCUUCAAGCAUUUGCGAGAUGCAAAGUCUCAAGUGUCUCAGUGUCACCAAUUGUCAUAGUCUAAGUCAACUGCCUACCAACUUGUGGAAGCUGAAAAAUCUACAAAUCUUGAGACUUUCUGCUUGCCCACUUCUUACAACUCUACCCCCAGGCAUUUGUGGACUUUCUUGUCUAAAGUACAUUGACCUCUCUCAAUGUGUUAACUUGAUCAGCCUUCCUGAAGAAAUUGGUAAGCUGGCAAACCUUGACAAAAUUGACAUGAGAGAAUGCUCACUGAUCAGGACACUACCCAGAUCAGUUGUGUGCUUGCAAUCUCUCUGUCACGUUAUCUGUGAGGAAGACGUCUCGUGGCUGUGGGAGGAUUUGAAGAGUCAUAUGCCUAAUCUGUACAUUCAAGUCGCCGAGAAAUGCUUCGACUUAGACUGGCUCAACGAUUAAUAGUCAGCUUGGUUGCUGAUGUUUUUUCUUUUUAUGUACAUAACCUUUUCUAUUCUCAAAAGUAAUUAAUGAUGGAAGCCUUUAGAGUUUGAACGCUUUAUGAUCCACUCAUCAAAUCUCUUGGCAAAUUCCAGAAUUGCUUUA
This is a messenger RNA of Cucurbita pepo subsp. pepo (vegetable marrow), 2804 nucleotides long. Its product is annotated as putative disease resistance protein At4g33300. The record is from RefSeq and is a predicted model, not a curated record. Lineage: Eukaryota; Viridiplantae; Streptophyta; Magnoliopsida; Cucurbitales; Cucurbitaceae. Gene Ontology annotation, molecular function: ADP binding.